Molecule: messenger RNA, 687 nt
Organism: Rotaria socialis
Lineage: Eukaryota; Metazoa; Rotifera; Eurotatoria; Philodinida; Philodinidae
Source: the annotation of a GenBank genome assembly
AUGACUUACUCUACUAUUGAUCAAGCUAUUCAUGCUGUUCUUAAAGCUAGUCCUAAGGCUUUCUUAUGCAAAUGUGAUAUAGUUUCAGCUUUUAAACUACUACCUACUCGUCCAUCUCUUGUUCCUUUCUACGGUUGUCAUUUGAAUGAUCAACUUUAUUUCUUUGUUAGACUUCCUUUUGGUGACCGUAGUUCGCCUUGCAUUUUUGAUUGCUUAUCACAGGCUUUAGAAUGGAUUCUACUGAACAAAUACUAUGUGCAAUACUGCCAAUAUCUGCUCGAUGAUUUUAUUACUGUUGAUUGUUCUGAACAAGAAAGUCUUCGUACUAUGGCUAUUAUUAAAAUGGUUUUCAAGAACUUGAACAUUCCUUCAUCGCCUUCCAAGACUAUCUGUCCUGUUACUAGUCUCGAAUACUUGUGGAUUGUUCUAGAUACUGAUGCUUUUGAAUCCCGAAUUCGUGUUGAUAAAAUAAAUCGAAUUUGCAACCUUAUUCACCAAUUAUCUAGGAAGAAACGAUGUACUAAACGAGAACUUUUACAACUUAUAGGUCAUUUUAAUUUUGCCACACGUAUAAUUAUUCCUGGUAGGACUUUUUUGUCCUAUCUUUUUCGAGUAUCAUGUUUUGUUGACGAACUGCACUAUCAUGUACGCUUGGGUAAAGAAGCUCGCAUUGAUUUACCAAUGUGA